CAGUGACGUCAUUUGUUCCGCGUUGGCCUGGACGUGGCACCGAGAGGAGCUGCGCCCUCAGUUCGCUCUGCUCCGCGCCUUCUCGGCUCCAUUCCACUGCUGCUCCCGGAUCUCCGGCUCUACCCGCCGUCAGUGUGUGACCUGCCACCUCCUCCUCUCCGCAGCCAUGGGCCUCACAAUCUCGUCGCUGUUCUCCAGACUGUUCGGGAAGAAACAGAUGAGGAUCCUGAUGGUCGGUUUGGACGCUGCUGGAAAAACUACGAUCCUCUACAAACUGAAGCUCGGAGAGAUCGUCACCACCAUCCCCACCAUCGGCUUUAACGUGGAGACAGUCGAAUACAAGAACAUCUGCUUCACAGUUUGGGAUGUUGGCGGUCAGGACAAGAUCAGACCUCUGUGGCGACACUACUUCCAGAACACACAGGGUCUGAUCUUCGUGGUGGACAGUAAUGACAGGGAGCGAGUCGCCGAGUCGGCGGAGGAGCUCUCUAAGAUGGUCCAGGAGGACGAGCUGAAGGACGCGGUACUUCUAGUGUUCGCCAACAAACAGGAUCUCCCGAACGCCAUGGGUGUCAGCGAGCUCACCGAUAAGCUGGGUCUGCACAGCCUGCGCAGCAGAACCUGGCACGUGCAGGCCACCUGUGCGACGCAGGGCACAGGUCUGUACGAGGGACUGGACUGGCUGUCCAAUGAGCUGUCGAAGCGUUAGACCACCUGACAGGAAGUAGAAAGCAGACUGAUUUCAGCCGCUGAUGUCACCGUGUACAGAUGAGGAAGAGGAGGAGAAGGAGCGUGUCAUCGCUCCAUGUUU
Pundamilia nyererei is the source of this 811-nucleotide messenger RNA. RefSeq names its product ADP-ribosylation factor 4. Gene Ontology annotation, molecular function: GTPase activity; GTP binding. The coding region runs from base 167 to 709 and encodes 180 amino acids. The record is from RefSeq and is a predicted model, not a curated record. The transcript is spliced from 6 exons. NCBI's taxonomy places the organism in Eukaryota, Metazoa, Chordata, Actinopteri, Cichliformes, Cichlidae.